CUUAGAAGAUACAGAUUGUAAAGAAGUAGAGAUAGAUGGAGUAAUUUAUGAUGAAUGUAAUUACGAGAUGGAAUUAACUGACGAUGAAUAUGAGCUGGAUUAUAAAAAUAAUAAAGGGGAAAUAAUAUAUUUUGGGUAUUUGAAAAAAGAUUUUGAAUGUAAAGAAAAUGGGGAAAAUUGUGAGAAAACAUAUAAAUAUGUUGAAGAUGAUGGUGUUUCUACAUUUGAAGUUAAAUAUGAAAAGAAAAAUAACAAAAAAGAUAAACAGCCUGUUAAGGGGAAAGCUAAAAAGCUUACAAAAAUUGAGUAA
Messenger RNA from Meloidogyne enterolobii, 310 nucleotides. NCBI's taxonomy places the organism in Eukaryota, Metazoa, Nematoda, Chromadorea, Rhabditida, Meloidogynidae. The record is from the annotation of a GenBank genome assembly.